Vespa crabro (European hornet) is the source of this 1549-nucleotide messenger RNA. Its product is annotated as calcium-binding protein P-like. The transcript is spliced from 5 exons. The coding region runs from base 63 to 1325 and encodes 420 amino acids. The record is from RefSeq and is a predicted model, not a curated record. Lineage: Eukaryota; Metazoa; Arthropoda; Insecta; Hymenoptera; Vespidae.
CGACAUUAUUAACUGAACUGUACAUUAUUUUUAUUUGUGGUAUUAGCUAAUCGUGUGAAGAAAUGAAUUUACGUCUGUGCAAAACGUUCCUCUUACUAUUGUGCAUUAUUUCAGAAUUUAAUAUAAAUAAGAAGCAAAGAUUUACCACAUCGAAAGCAUUUUUGAUUUUCAAAACCAAUUCGUUAAAUGGAAGAUCAUGCACUUGUCCUACAUCUUACACCUGUUCUUGCUGCGAAAAUGUUAUCAUCAUUUAUACCAAGAUGACGAAACAACUUUGUGUCAAUUUUACUUAUGAAACGAACAGACUGAAAGUAAAUAUCACGCUGAAUGCAGUAAUCUUAACUAAUCAAAUUAUUACAGAGUAUAAACCCUUUAGAAUAUGCAAUCAAGUACCUGGCAGUUUCUUUUCGAGUGUUUGUGCAAAUAUUUUAGAAUUGAAUCAAUUUCCCAGAUCAAUCACUGCUUGUCUUCGAACCGAAAUAGCUACUAAACAUAAAUUAUGGCAACUGAAUUACAAUUGCAUCAGUAUAUCAACGGAAUUGCCAAAGAUAUCCAAUACAACUACUCCUACUACGAUGACAGUAACACAAUCGCCAGGAAUGGCAGGCAUGCCUUCAGGACAAAUGCCAGGAAUGGCAGGGAUGCCUUCGGGACAAAUGCCAGGAAUGCCAGGAAUGCCUUCAGGACAGAUGCCAGGGAUGCCAGGGAUGCCUCCAGGACAAAUGCCAGGAAUGCCAGGGAUGCCUCCAGGACAAAUGCCAGGAAUGCCAGGGGUGCCUCCAGGACAAAUGCCAGGAAUGUCAGGGAUGCCUUCAGGACAAAUGCCAGGGAUGCCUGCAGGACAAAUGCCAGGAAUGUCAGGGAUGCCUUCAGGACAGAUGCCGGGGAUGCCUGCAGGACAAAUGCCAGGAAUGGCAGGGAUGCCUCCAGGACAAAUGCCAGGAAUGCCAGGAAUGCCUUCAGGACAAAUGCCAGGGAUGCCUGCAGGACAAAUGCCAGGGAUGCCUGCAGGACAAAUGCCAGGGAUGCCUGCAGGACAAAUGCCAGGGAUGCCUGCAGGACAAAUGCCAGGAAUGCCUUCAGGGCAAAUGCCAGGAAUGCCUUCAGGACAAAUGCCAGGGAUGCCAGGAAUGCCUCCAGGACAAAUGCCAGGGAUGCCAGGAAUGCCUCCAGGACAAAUGCCUGGAAUGUCAGGAAUGCCCCCAGGACAGAUGAUGGGAAUGCCAGGAAUGCCUCCAGGUCAAAUGUCAGGGAUGCCUCCAGGACAAAUGAUGGGAAUGCCUCCAGGACAAAUGAUGGGAAUGCCAGGAAUGUCUUCAGGGUAAAUUUCAAUGACAAAAAUAAUGCCACUAGAUUAAAUAUCAGGAUUAUCAUCAAUGAAUAUAGGAAUUUCUGUAUUAUAAAUAUUAAAAAAAAAAAAAAAAACUAGUGGUAAUAACUUUUAACAAUUUAAAUAAUUUAUUAAUGUAAAGGAUGUAACGGAAAUAAGAAACAUUAUAUAAUGAUGAGUAAAAAAAGUAAAAUAAUCUAAUAGCUGACAUUUUAGUUC